AUGGUAGCCGGCUCUCCCGUGAGCACCAGUGAGCUGACGCUCGACUUGGUGAGCCCGCCAGUCGAAGCGGACGCGCCUCUGGAUGAGCGCGACAUCGAACUGGUGCAGACAACCUUCGCCAAGGUGGCGGAACUGGGGGCUGGGCCGGCCGGUCGCAUCCUUUUCGGGCACAUCUUCCGCAUUGCGCCAGAGGCCAAGGCUCUCUUCAGCUUUGCCCAAGACGAGGAGACCAUGUGGCUGCCCGGCAGUCGACUUGAGAAGCACGGCGCGGGGGUGGUGAAGAUGGUGAGCACAGCAGUGAGCCUGUUGCGGGACUUGGAGACCUUGGUGCCGGUGCUUCAGCGAUUGGGCUUGCAGCACGUCGGGUACAAGGUGCUUCCGCCACACUACGACGUGGUGGGAGCCGCCUUCAUUGCCACCCUGGAAGAGGCGUUGCAGACAGAGUUCACUGAGGCGGUGAAGAAUGCCUACCUCAAGGUCUGGAAGAUUGUCCAGGCCACAAUGAUGGGCGAUAACUAUGCCAAGUGA
Messenger RNA from Effrenium voratum, 528 nucleotides. NCBI's taxonomy places the organism in Eukaryota, Dinophyceae, Suessiales, Symbiodiniaceae. The record is from the annotation of a GenBank genome assembly.